AUGCGGAAGAAGCACUUUCACGAAGCCAUCACUCUCUUCAACUUGGUGGAGCGGGAGGAGGAGGUGAGGGAGGCGGUGCUGGUGGGGCGUGGCAUCGCGCACUCGCUGCUGGGCCACCACCGCCUCGCCCUCUCCGACUUCUCCACCGCACGCUGCACUUCCACGUUCACGAUUACUGGGCGGCCAUCCGCGACUUCUCCACUCUGCACGAUGCACGCCCGCCCGACCCACUUCUCUUUAACGCCCUCGGUCUGGCGCUAGCAGGGGCGGGGGAGUGGCGGCGGGCGUCGGAGGUGUUUGAGCGCGGAGCGGCGCUCUUCCCGCGGGCGGUGCAGCUGUGGCUGGAGGGCGGGCACGCGUUCAAGGAGCUGGGCGCCGUGCAGCCGGCGCUGCAUGCGCUCGAGCGAGCCGUGGCUCUGGAGGAGUCAACGGUGGCGUACCACCGCCUGGCAUCGCUGCACCAGCUCACAGGCGACCACAGGGCGGCGAUGGAGAGCGCACAGAGGGGGCUGCGGGGCAACCCGGGCGACAUCGAGCUGAACCACGCCGUCGCCUCCGCCCUCCAUGCUAUCGGCGACUUCCCCAGCGCUGUCAGCCGCCACAUGCCCACAUCCACAUGCGGACAUGCCAUGCCCAUGCCCAUGCCCAUGCUCAUACCCAUACCUGCGAGAAUGGGCACGCACUGUACGUGA
This is a messenger RNA of Closterium sp. Naga37s-1, 692 nucleotides long. The record is from the annotation of a GenBank genome assembly. Lineage: Eukaryota; Viridiplantae; Streptophyta; Zygnematophyceae; Desmidiales; Closteriaceae.